UCGUAGUGGCGAGGGGCGCGCGCAUCGGCGAUCGGCUCCGAAAGAUGCGCCCGGAACGCGCCAUGGCCUCCUCUGGCCUUAGGGGAGGUGGUCCUAAAGAAUCCGAGGGGCUUAGAGCCCCGGCGGAGUGAAAACGGGGCGGAUGGGCGAGGUUGGAAACUGGGGAAACUGGAGCGACUGGGACAACUGGAGGACUAGAACCUUGAGGACCGGGAGUACGGAAGUCCUGACCACCUGAGCGCUGGUGAUAGGAGAGGCAGCCGGCGGAAGGGGGAAGAAAGGUGUCUCUGCUCGCCUUACCGCGUUGGGGAGCGGCAAGUCGGGGUACGCGCCCGACUGUUUCCCGUCCCAAGAUCUCAGUAGCAGGCUAGUGCAUCCCAGGACUGGGCCCCCUGGCCCUGUGUCAGGUCCCACCUGAGGUGUCCUUGACCUUCCCUGUCUCCCACCUCGGAUCCCGGCAAUGCUAACCGCUGUCUGCGGCUCUCUGGGCAGCCAGCACACGGAAGCUCCCGCUGCCUCCCCACCGCGCCUCGACCUGCAGCCUCUCCAAACAUACCAGGGCCACACGAGCCCGGAGGCCGGGGACUACCCCUCCCCGCUGCAGCCUGGAGAGCUGCAGAGCCUCCCGCUGGGCCCCGAGGUGGACUUCUCACAGGGCUAUGAGCUGCCGGGGGCCUCCUCUCGGGUAACCUGCGAGGACCUGGAAAACGACAGUCCCUUGGCUCCGGGACCCUUUUCCAAGCUCCUGCAGCCGGACAUGUCACACCACUACGAAUCUUGGUUCCGGCCGACACACUCAGGCACCGAGGAUGGCUCGUGGUGGGACCUUCAUCCGGGUACCAGCUGGAUGGACCUCCCCCACACUCAGGGCGCGCUCACCUCACCUGGCCACCCCGGGGCGCUUCAAGCUGGCUUGGGGGGCUACGUCGGAGACCACCAGCUUUGUGCCCCGCCGCCCCACCCGCACCCUCACCACCUCCUCCCAGCCGCCGGAGGGCAGCACCUUCUGGCGCCUCCCGACGGGGCGAAGGCUUUGGAAGCGGCCGCCACGGAAUCCCAGGGGCUAGAUUCCAGUCUGGAUGGGGCGGCCCGGCCCAAAGGCUCCCGGAGGUCAGUGCCCCGCAGCUCAGGCCAGACCGUGUGCCGCUGCCCCAAUUGCUUGGAGGCGGAGCGACUGGGGGCUCCGUGCGGGCCAGAUGGGGGCAAGAAGAAGCAUUUGCACAAUUGCCAUAUCCCGGGCUGCGGGAAAGCCUACGCCAAGACGUCGCACCUGAAGGCUCACCUGCGCUGGCACAGCGGCGACCGUCCCUUCGUGUGCAACUGGCUCUUCUGCGGCAAGCGCUUCACGCGCUCCGACGAGCUGCAGCGCCACCUCCAGACCCACACCGGCACCAAGAAGUUCCCCUGCGCCGUCUGCAGCCGGGUCUUCAUGCGCAGCGACCACCUGGCCAAACACAUGAAAACCCACGAGGGCGCCAAAGAGGAGGCUGCCGGGGCAGCGGCGGUGGGCGAGGGCAAGGCCGGCGGAGCGGAGCCCCCCGGGGGCAAAAGCAAGCGCGAGACAGAGAGCAGCGGGGCUCCCUCCAACUGAGCUCCUCAGUCCCGCCUCCCCGAUGGUCUCCCUGGGGCCAUCAGAAGACAGCCCUCUGGCCUAAUGCCCUUGGGGGGCGGUUUGAGUAAGAGGAAGGUGGUUAUUUAUUGAGAGGGAGGAAAAGUGGUGCGGGGACAGGGACCCGGGUGCUAGGGGUUUCUUAGUCUAUGGGGCUGGACAGGACGGACGCCUUUGACUGUUUGGCUGGGCCAGGAGGAGCUGCGCAUGCCUAUCAGUUCUCCCCUUCCUCGCUAUUUCACUCUCGCCCCUGGGCUGGGGGGUGGGGUGGGGUGGAGUCCCCCUACUGCGGCUGGAGGGCGGAGAGGACCGGCUGGAGGAGACAGGACGUCCCCGGAGCAGAGAGGAGUGGGGCCGCCCUAGGCGCUGGGGGCAGCUGUCUGGACAAGUCCUUAGUGCCUGAGAACCGGGACAUAAAAGGGCCUCCGCCCUGCGGCCCGGGUCCCUUUCAUCCCCCUUAGAGUGCUUCUACACCCCAGGGUUUUUUGGAGGGAGAGCUGAGAUGGGGUAGCAGAGGCCGGGGGUCCCCUUAAGGGAAGAGUUUGUAUCUGGCUGGGAGGGUUGAUGCAGAAAUAACACCUUUGAUGUGUCUCAUUAAGCCUUGCAGACCCAGUCUGAUGGAGCCAUGAAGGAAGAGGGGGAAGAGGGCCAGAACUGGCGACAACUUCCAGUCAGAACUGUUGGGUGGAAGAGAGAGCCAGAUGUGGGGGUUGAGCAAGGAAGUCUCUUCUA
Messenger RNA from Vicugna pacos (alpaca), 2341 nucleotides. RefSeq names its product Sp6 transcription factor (gene SP6). The record is from RefSeq and is a predicted model, not a curated record. Gene Ontology annotation, biological process: regulation of transcription by RNA polymerase II. Lineage: Eukaryota; Metazoa; Chordata; Mammalia; Artiodactyla; Camelidae. Gene Ontology annotation, molecular function: DNA-binding transcription factor activity, RNA polymerase II-specific; RNA polymerase II cis-regulatory region sequence-specific DNA binding.